Nicotiana tabacum (common tobacco) is the source of this 1810-nucleotide messenger RNA. RefSeq lists its product as uncharacterized. Gene Ontology annotation, biological process: multicellular organism development. The record is from RefSeq and is a predicted model, not a curated record. Lineage: Eukaryota; Viridiplantae; Streptophyta; Magnoliopsida; Solanales; Solanaceae.
AUAAUGUCUUCAAGUGACUGACCACCAUCUAUUUUUACCUCUGCGAAAAAAAAACUAUUUCAUCCCUUACAAGCUUCCAAACAAAGAGAAUUAAUGGAAAGUGAGAUUUGCAGGUAUUAUUCUCCUCCUUUUCCGUUGAUGUUUUGUCGAGGAUAAAAACAGCACAUAUAUUAUAAAAGAAACAACUUUAGACACAGUUUAUCCUCUGCUAGUCAAUGGGUAUCUCUAUCUCCAUAAUAAUACCAAGAAAGCAUGGUUUUUCUACCCAGAACCUCUAAAGCAGAUCUCUCUUCCUUUUUCCAAUUUGUAGAGUUGAACAAGAAUAUCUCAUUUAUCCAUGGCUUACAUUAAAGAGAUUUUCAACAACAGCUUCUUCUCCUUUGUGGGUUUUGGUAAUUAUUACUUUGGGGGGAUUUCAAUAUGACCAUGAUUAAUCCUUCUCAAAACCUUUCUAAACAGAAUCAUCAGAGCAGUGUUUAUGGUUAUUACGAGAGUUUUAGUCGUAUGAGCCAAUUAGCAGAAGAAGGAUAUGAAUAUUAUAGCCAACGUGCAGGAGAUUGUUUAUUAGGAUCUGAUCUAGCACUGAUUGAACCAAUGGCUGAAGAUGAAUCAAGAACCGGCAGUAUUAACGAAACCGGUUCUACUUCCAAAGAUAACAACGAUAUUAACAAUAUUCAAGAAAAAGCUAAAGACAAGGAAGAAGAUGAAGGGUGGCUUCAGCUGAGUAUUGGCACAGCCACCAACAAGCCACAAAUUAGAGGACCAGUGGAGCUUGAUCUGUUGCGUUCUGAAUUACAAGGAAAAUCCAUAUUUCAACAUCAUAAUAAUAUUCCUGAAUUUAGAGCACCUCCACCUCCAAAACAGCAGCUUGUUAUGACUACUAGUACAUCGUCAUUGUUUUUGCAAAAUCCCACUUCUUCUACAAUGUUUCCUCAAGAGAUUAACUGGGGUUUUAGACCUAUGCAAAUCCAACAGAAUAUCGAUCCUAAUUUUAUGCCUCUAGUUUCAGCAGCAGGAUCAUAUUUUAGCCCUCGGCCAUUUCCAGUACUUCAUGCCGGAAUAGGAGUUCCUGGACCAAGUACUAAUAUAGAUUUCAGGGUCAUUCAUCCUCCAAAAAGACCACUUUCUGGGUUAUGGUUUUCCCUACAAGCAUCCUUAAACCAAGCAAAAGAACCCUUUCUGCCACAGAUAUCCAAGAGCUACCUUAGAAUCAAAGAUGGGAGGAUGACGAUACGAUUGGUGUUGAAGUAUUUGGUCAAUAAGCUCCAAUUGGAAAACGAAUCAGAGAUAGAGAUAACAUGUAGAGGCCAACAGCUACAGCCUUUCUUGACAUUGCAACAUGUAAGAGAUCAUAUAUGGAGUACAACUAAUGCUGCUGACAACACAACACCUUCUAAUCAUGUCAUGGUUCUACAUUAUGGUAGAACAAUUGCUGCUUAAAUUAACUGCCAAUCAAUUUCCUCUUUUUAAAUUAUUUCAUUUUUUUUUAUCAUGGUAAUAUUGUUAAACUAUUGUUACUCCAUCCACUUUUCUUCACUUCCCUUACUCACCUUUAUCGCUAUUCGCUAAUGUUUGUUAAUUAUAUUUGUCACCAACAAAGAGUAGUUUUAAUUUUUCCUUCUUUUGGAACUUGUUUUUUUUUCUCUUUUGGGGAGAGUGUAGGGAUCAACUUUCUUCUCUAAUGUCUAAUUAGAUGAAGAAAAGGAAUUUGAAGAUGUUUUGUUUUACUCCAAAACACGUGUAUAAAGUUUUGGGCUGACAGCUUAACCAGAUUGUAUAAUUUACCUAAAACAUAAGGGUGUGCAGUUAA